AUGUCUUGGGAUCGUGACGACUUAGAUAAGAAAGGCUUCUUCUUCGAUGACUCUAUCCGCAUUACGAUUCCGUGGGCCCCAUUCCCGCCCCACGUCGAAACCCUCAGACAGUCAAUGCUAGACUUCACAUGUCAAGACUUCGACGUAACUUCUGAAGAAGAUGCCGCCACGCAGCAUGAGGCUAAGAGAUACUCUGAAGGGUCACCGAAAGACUCACGCAGAGUUUCACGAUACAAGUAUUACUACGAUACGGUCGUAUUCGACACCGACGCUUUGUGGGAAACCUUCAAUGGAAAAGGUGACGAGGUCGACGAUUCAACAAUUCGCCGAUUCGAGACUGUGAAAUGCCCCAAACCCGACUACGCAUUCUAUCUUCCAAUGUACCAUCUUAGUACCAACUCCCAUAUACCUGGAAUUACCGACCACAGAGCCCGAGAGUGGCCCAAAGAACCAACGCCAUCCCUCGUUGAGUCAUUCUCAUGGUCUAACCUAAAGAUGCUUUAUAAGAACGGUCUUCGCUCUACUCCGUUUCGUGUCUUUAAUGAGGAGCCCCGCGAAAAGGAUCUCAAAUGUUAUCCGUGGCUUCUUGUUGAAUAUAAGAAGGAAAAGUAUACAAGUUUUGAACGUAACCGGUUAGAGGAGACCGUGUGUUGCCAGGCAGCCAACGGCAGCGCAAGUGCUAUCAAGCUGAACCAAAUUGCAGCAAGAUAUACCAUCGAGCUGCCCGAUGAGGCACAUGUUCCUCCGAUCCCAGUUGUAACCACAGUCGGACCCAAAGUCAAGGUUUGGAUAACAUACCUUGCCAGAGACUGUAUGGUACUCCAGCAGGGUAGAUAUCUUUGGUCUUCAAGAUGGGAGAAACGCAGUCAGGCUUAUAUGAUGAAAUGUGUCUGGAAAGGUGAUAUGACUAUUCCUCGAGAUAUUGUAAAGUUUCGGCUUAUCCUUGAAAAUUCGUAUACCUGGGCAGCACGAGUGUUCAAACCCUUGAUAACAACAUAUAUUGAUCAGUGGAGAUUUGUGCACUCUAGAAGUGGCUUGUACCCUACAAGCGCAAAUACCGCAUUGGCACGCCGCCAACAGGCUACGGAACUCUCAGGGAGUGCGCUCCCGCUGAUCCAAGGUGUUCUAGAUCGUCAGUCAAGCUUCGAACUUGACGAUAGUCUGCACCAUCGCCUUACACCGAUGCUGAUGGGCGUCCUCGUUCAACAGAUAUGUGCUGCAGAGCGUCAGACGCUUAAUCGAGAGAUGGAUCGCAUCGUUGCCGAGAAGGUUAGAGCUUUGACCUUGAAUGCUGGAACAUCUUCGUGUCCAUGCAGAUCCAACACAAGGACAGACACAACAGACGAACAGACCCAAGAACCAAGUCAAGCCACGACAAUCAGUGUCGAAGACCCUAAGGAUGAUGACUAUAUAGACUCCCAGCCUCGUAGGUCUGGGAGCGACGGAUCCACCUCCUCAACUCCGAUUGGAGGGUUACGACGAAGUACGCGAUUGAACCCGCAGGUGCCUUCUCUUUUUUCAAGCACGCCAUCUGGUCAGACACCUAGAACUCCUGAUUCAGGGUCAAGAGCAGGAAAGACACCCCUAUUUCCUUCGUUACCUAAGGCACCAGAGAGCCAGAGCAGCUAUUCGAGGUCAGUGGUCGAAAGUGAACCAGAAAGCGAGCCUGCAUGGAGCCUUCCAUCUGGAGAUGAAGAUACAAAUACUCUGGAUGGCGAGGUGACCCCUCUGCCUUCACCAUCGGCUACAUCUUCAACCAUAUUUACACCGACCGACAAUAGAUCUACGCGAAGCCCAGUGCCAAGCUUGUCACCACCAGGUCCAGCCCCAGCUCUGAGACCAGUGAGCCCGUCAUCUACGCCCCUGUCAACAGGCAUCUUUUUGUUUCGGGGUAUUCCACCAACAAAUUCAGCUGCUAAGUUCAAAUGCGGAGGAUGCGAAAUGGCAGGAAAUCUCUUUCACCCCUGUCCCGACGAGAAAUGUUCUUCCAGGGUAGACAGGGCGAAAUUGGGCGGAACUUGA
This is a messenger RNA of Fusarium fujikuroi IMI 58289, 2022 nucleotides long. RefSeq lists its product as uncharacterized. The record is from RefSeq and is a predicted model, not a curated record. Lineage: Eukaryota; Fungi; Ascomycota; Sordariomycetes; Hypocreales; Nectriaceae. Bases 1 to 2022 code for a protein of 673 amino acids. The transcript has 5 exons.